This is a messenger RNA of Ostrea edulis (European flat oyster), 2673 nucleotides long. RefSeq names its product leucine-rich repeat-containing protein 4C-like. The coding region runs from base 319 to 2220 and encodes 633 amino acids. Gene Ontology annotation, molecular function: protein binding. NCBI's taxonomy places the organism in Eukaryota, Metazoa, Mollusca, Bivalvia, Ostreida, Ostreidae. The record is from RefSeq and is a predicted model, not a curated record. The transcript is spliced from 2 exons.
CUAAUGUACUGGAAAAACCUUUGGUUGCUUUUUUUUCGUGAUUUACUUUAACAGUUUGUACGUGUGUACUAUUUCGUUUGCUUCAUGUAAAUAAUUUACAUGUAUAUUGGAUCUAAAAGUUUGCUUUACAUAUUUACAUGCAAUUAGAGUCUGAUCCAUGUAUGGAGCGGUCGUGGUAUUGUCCCAUUUAAAAAAAAAGAAUGACUAACCAAAGCAAGGAAUUUAAAUAUUAAAAGACCGGUGUAUAAGACGAGAUUUUAGUCGUGCUCUACAUAUACGGUAGAUUUCAUUUGAACUACUCCCAGUAAACAAAAGUUCAUGCGGCGUUCAAAACAUGCUGAAUGGGUGAAAAUGGUGGUUGAAAUCAACAACAGGGCAUUCACCAUAAAGACUGUUCUGUUAGCACUCCAGUUCUGUCUUAUUCUCCAUACUUCGGAAUUCGCCUACAUCAGCGACAGAAAGACGUCCAAUAACACAACCCAUUCAAACAAUGCAUGUCCCAAUUACUGCUCAUGUGAUAAAAUUCACAAAAUGGCCUCGUGCUCGUCCUAUUACAAGGGAUUUCUGUUGAGCGAUAUUCCAAAAGAUUACACCGUACACUCAUUGACUUUGUUUGGGGGAUUAGAUGUGAUUCCCGGCAAAUACCUGGCUCUUCCUGGACUCCAAAAUCUCGAUCUCAGUCGGAAUAGUUUAUUUGAGAUAGGAAUGUUACAGUUCAGUGUUCCGGAGUCGUUACGUUUCUUGGACUUGAGUUCCAAUAAUAUUAAAUCCAUAUCAUCCACUGCAUUCGGAGAGCUCUUAAAUCUUGAGGAUCUUUCUCUCAGCGAAAACCGAAUUGAAGAACUCGACAGCAGACUAUUUCAAAAUCUCGUCAAAUUAAAACGGUUAACUUUGAGUUUUAAUAACAUCUACUGUCUUCCUAGUGGUGCAUUUGAUAAUUUACAUGUAUUAGAAGAGCUGGAUUUAAGGAGCAAUCGGAUUCAUUGGUUUUCUGGUGAAAUUCUCAGAAAUCUCACUCGAUUGAAUUCCAUUAACUUAAGCGAUAACAAACUUUGGACAAUAUCCAAUCGGGAUCUCACAACAUUUGGAAAAAUUGAUCGUGUUUCACUUUCUGGAAAUCCCUGGUUUUGCUCUUGUGACAUUACCAACUUUAUAGAAUUUAUCAAAAGGAACAAAAAUACGACAGUAAACGCAGACCUGGUGCUUUGUAAUUCUCCACAAAGACUGGGUGGAAGAAAGAUGAUAGAACUAAACGAAGGGGACUUAAAAUGUGAUGGUCCUUUGAUUGAACAAAUGUCCACAUCACACAUGGAGUAUAAUGGUGCGGUCGUCUCGCUUGACUGCACGCAUUCUGCAGACAACCACGGAGUGGGUUACUGGAUAACAUCCAAAGGAGUGAAAUUAACAUCAAAGUACCACAUAGAAUACCUCGCACAACUAAACAUCUCAACCAUGUCAGAGAAAGUCUACACAUCUCCACGAACCCAGGAAACGUCUCGUGUGUCUGUAUCUGAAAAUAAUACAUUGACCAUUAGAAAUUUUGCAAAUGGUCUUGGCGGAAUGUACGUUUGUACAUACAUCAAUAAUUUUGGAAAUGAAACAGGGGGUGUACAGUUGUCGGCGACAUCGAAAUUGUUCAUCGUGGAAUGGAUGAGUGUUUUCUUUGGAGCGAUGUGCGCUGUGGGUGCGUUAUUGUUCGGCCUUGUCGUCGGUACAAUUAAACUCUGUGCAAUACACGUCUGCAAAUGUAGAUGUGCUCAACCUAAUCGCAAGAAGAAAUCGUCCGGCAAUCAGUGCGAAGAAGCCCUAAAGCCAAAUUCAUUGAUGGACUCCGUGGAACAAUCCGAAGUCUGUUCAUUAGAAGGAGACCCACUUCUGGGAGGAGACGACGAAUUCAGUUCGUCACAGGAUACCUCCACCGUGGAGAACGAAAAUACCACUAUCACGGUGGUGAAAACAAAGUUAGGAAAGAAAAUCAAGAAAGUUCGAAAUCGUGGGUCUCAGUAUUUGACCACCAUCAAAGACACGAGUAGCCAGGCGGCCAGCCGCGUGAAGGCGGGGGUAUUCUUGGGUGUGGAGCAGAUGAGAUCUGGAGUUAUGUCCAUGAAAGAGUUUUGUGGAACGGGUGAAAUUGCCCAGACGGUAUCGAUCAUGUCUGUCAAUACAGAUGUUGAUAGUGAGGAAAGAUCUACACUUAUUUCCAAGGUGACAACAUUUUAAAAAGUGUGCAAAUUUCCAUUUUAAGAACAUGUAUUCUGAUUUGCCUUUUCUACUGUUGCUAUUCCUAACAUUGACCAUCUACUCAAGUCAAGAGUUUCUGAUCCGCUCACCUCCUAUUUAUAUGGAGCGGAGUAGAUAAGAAAUGCUUGACUUGGGAAGAUGAACGUUGGCCCUAUUGAAUUUUGUUUCUGCAAAUGAAUGUUUUAUAUAUAUAUAUAUAUAUAUAUAUAUAUAUAAAGCAAAAAACUCCGUGGAUAUUAGCUCAUUCCAAUACUUAUUUGGUCGCCCUUCUUUUCAGUAAUAGACAAAUAAUUUCUUAUAAAUGUGUGAUUGGAUGUGUUAUGAACAUUUACAGGUAGUGGACAUUUGUUGAUUAAUAGAGAGAUAUAUACGAGUACAGACACUGCCUGUUGCUCAAUCAUAUUCUUCUGAAUAAAAUGUGUUUGAAUCUUA